CUUCACCAAAGGCUACUGGCGUCGCAUUGCUGUUGGUGUGUGAAUGCAUUGCCUCUCGGUGGGUCUGCUGUUGUUCAGGAUUUGUGGUCCAUUUCGUAUCUGGCAAGACCUUGAUUUAGAUGCAUACAAAAUCUAGGACACUUUCCUAGGAAAAGUGUCUUCCAACCUGUGGUGUGUGCGGCGCGGCGUGCCAGCACUAUGAAGGUCUACUGUGCCAUUGAGGAGUGCCCGCACCACGCGGCCAGCAGCGACGCCGUCGGCCUGGUCGAGUUCCCGACGUCGGCCGGCCAGCUGCGCGUGUGGCGCGCGCUGACCGGCGUGCGUCACGUGGUACGCGGUGUGACCCGCCUCUGCACCGACCACUUCACGCCGGCCGACCUGGAGCCGGACGCGCAGUGGGAGCGGCUGUACCCGGGCCAAGUGAACCCCAAGCCGCGCCUGCGGCCGGGCGUGGUGCCAUCGCGCGGGGUGCCCGGCUGGCUGGAGGAGAGCCUGGCCGUGGCACCGCUUGCGCCGGUUGAGCCGCCCUCCAUGUUCGUGCGCCAGGAGGGGAGCGGCGCGCGCCGCGUGCGGCCCUCGGCGCGUCUGCAGGACGCGCACCCAAUCCUCUUCGACGACCCGCUGCCGGCGCCGCGAGCGCGCGGCGGCGGCGCGGCGCCAGGCGGAAAGCGACCCCGCGUGGAGCGAGACGCCGUCGAGGAGGAUGAGGAGCUGCGACCGGCCGCCAAGCUGCCGCCCAACACGUCGCAGCGCUUCCGCGAGGUCCUGGCCAAGCAGCGCGAACUGCAGCAGCUGGAGAAGCACCGCCUCUUCGAGGAGAAGCUGCGAGACAUCUUCACGCCGGCGCAGCUCAAGAUGGUACAGAACAAGUCACAGCGCAUGCACAUGUGGGACACGCUCGACAUCAAGCGUGCCAUCGGCCUGCGCCGGCUCUGCACGCGCCGCGCCUACGCCUACGUCAAGGAGGUGCUGCGCGUGCCGCUGCCCGGCCUCGCGGUGCUCCGCGGUUCGUCGCAGCGUGACCCGGAGACGCAGCGCAUGUAUCAGGAGAUG
Messenger RNA from Pollicipes pollicipes, 1053 nucleotides. RefSeq lists its product as uncharacterized. The transcript has 5 exons. The record is from RefSeq and is a predicted model, not a curated record. Lineage: Eukaryota; Metazoa; Arthropoda; Thecostraca; Pollicipedomorpha; Pollicipedidae. The annotation marks the transcript as partial.